Molecule: messenger RNA, 5589 nt
Organism: Pogonomyrmex barbatus (red harvester ant)
Lineage: Eukaryota; Metazoa; Arthropoda; Insecta; Hymenoptera; Formicidae
Product: alpha-2-macroglobulin-like protein 1
Cellular component (GO): extracellular region
Molecular function (GO): endopeptidase inhibitor activity
Source: RefSeq, a predicted model, not a curated record
UAUCUCUUUUACUAGAUACCAAAAGUAUGGAUUGAGAAUCCAUCCGAGGUACGAGUGGCGCAAUGGGCGAACGUCAGUACCGAAAAUGGAAUGGCACAAUUAAAAUUCACCCUAUCUUCGGAGCCAAGUCCGGGUACCUGGGAAAUUAAAGUGGAAAAGAGAAGAUCGCAACCGCAAUUGGUCCAUACAACUGUAUUCGAGGUGAAGAAGUACGUUCUGCCGAGGUUCCAAGUGACCAUAACUUCACCGGGAUACAUCCUCGCGGAUGCGGAGAACGUCACGUGGAACAUAUGUGCAAAAUACAGCUAUGGCAAACCGGUCAAGGGUAAAUUGCUCUUAAAAUCAACGCCUCAGAUACCAACAUGGAGGAGGAAGCCUAAUCUCCCGGAAAUACAUUACGAAACGGAGCUGGAUUCGCCGGACGGUUGCACCGAAUUUGUGCUGUCGGGCGCGGUGCUCGGGCUUGCUCAAUGGAAAGUGGCACCGAACAAUAUCGUCCUCAUAGCUAACUUUACUGAAACUGGCACCGGCAUAGUAGAAACAACGAUCAGUCGAACCGUGGUCGUGCAUCAAACCUUAAAACUGGAAUUUCUACCGUACACGCCAAAAUACUUCAAGCUGGGUUUGCCGUAUCACGGAAAGUUACGUGUCUCGCGACACGACGACACUCCGGCGCCGCAUGAGAAGAUUCAGCUUUGCGUGCGAGUACGCGGUAAGGACGAGUGGCUUCGCGUGGUAGUCGAAUGCCGCAACUUCACAUCCUCGUCCGACGGCUUCGUCGAUUUUGUCGUACCACCGCCCCACAAGAACAUCGUCCUGCUGAGUUUCGUCGCGACUGGAGUCGACUAUCCUACGAAAUAUUAUUCGCCGGACACGCGUUGGCGAGUUUUCAUGGAUCAACCAUCGGCGCAUAUUGAGGUGAAUCCUUGGUACUCACCAUCGGACAGCUAUCUGGCGGUAGCCCGGGGAUAUCAACCGAUCGUGUGCGGUGAAAAAUACUCGUUCAACGUUAUGUACACGGUGCCGGCGAAAAGCAAAAGCAACGAGUCCAUUUCCUUCCAUUACUCAAUCAAUUCCAAGGGAGAUUUAUUGAUAUACGGUCAUGUCAAACAUCGGCCGACUAGAGACACGGUUUUGAAUUACUCGGAAUUCCGAAAUCUCCUAGGUGCCGUCGAAACGCCAGGAAAUAAGACGGAUCAGGGCACCGUUGCUCACAGAUUUCCUCUUAGCGUCAAGAUCACCCCAUCUAUGGCACCAGUUUCCGAAUUGCUGCUCUACUACGUUCGUUUGGACGGUGAGAUCAUCGCUACCACGUAUUCCAUCAAAGUGGGACAUUGCUUCGAGAACAAAGUAAAGACCGCCUGGCAUACCGAUGCUCAAACCCCCGGAACAGCCACUCAGUAUCACGUGGAAGCCGCCCCUUGGUCCCUCUGCGGCAUCUCGGCGGUCGACAAGUCGACUCGUUUCUUAGCAGGAGCCAAAGCGAAUUUGAUUGACGCUGAUCAGAUCUUCGAGCGGUUGAAGAGAUUCAUGGAACCUCUCGAGCCGGAGCCACGUCCUAUCUGGACGUGGACUCAUUGCAAAGCUACGUCAUACGAAGAAACAAUGAACGUGGAAUUCGAUCAUCUGCCAAUGCCCGCGUUUGAGGAAUCACCCACGUGGGCACGUAAACGAAGAAGAAGAACGGCAAUAUACAACGGACUUGUGAAUUACGUAGACGCCAUACAAGCGUUCGAUGACUUUGGAGCUGUCGUGAUGAGUGAUCUGAUACUCGAAACGCGACCAUGUCUUCAACGUCUUCGCCUAAGAGGAAGAGCCAGGAGUAGGAGUAAGAGCCCGAUUCCUUUCCUGUCGGCCUCCUCGGAGCCUCUACCGGAUACGGUAGACGCUGGAAUGUUUAAAAUGGCGAAGACUUUGCCCAUGGCGUAUCCUUUAUUAAAUGUGGGUCCCGAGCAGGGUGGAUACGUGGAUCAAGUGCCGGACCAGCCUACUCUCAGAUCUUAUUUUCCCGAAACGUGGCUGUGGGAAUUGGUGCCGACAGGAAAAGAAGGUAAAGUGACGGUGGAACGUACUUUGCCUCACAGCAUUACCGAUUGGAUCGGAUAUACCGCGUGCGUUUCACCUACGCAUGGUCUUGGGAUAGCACCACCGACAACCAUCACAGGAUUCCAACCGUUCUUCCUCGAUUACAGCUUGCCAUACAGCGUGAAACGUGGAGAAAUGUUACGCAUGAAAGUUUCCUUGUUUAAUUAUAUGCAACACAGUUUACCGGUCAAAAUCAAGUUGGAAGAUGCAACGGGACUCGACUUGCAUCUGUCGCAUGCAGUCGCUUCGUUCUGCGUGAAACCACGAGACAGCGUGGUUCAUGAGUAUAUUCUCAGACCACGAGUCCUCGGCGACGUUAACAUUACGGUUUCCGCCUCGAUCGAUUCGGAAUACGCCGAACCGUGUGGCCCGGAAGUGCUUCUAUACACACGGGAUGUGAUUGUAAAGCCGAUACUGGUGUUGCCGGAGGGCUUCCCCGUAGAAAUGACGAAAUCCGCGUUUAUUUGUCCGAAGGACUUCAGCGACGAUUCCACAAUAACUUGGAAUCUCGAGCUACCCGAUGAUUUGGUACCCGAGAGCGCGAGAGCGUAUGUCUCUCUAAUAGGCGACAUUUUGGGACCAGCCCUCGAAAAUCUAGACAAUCUCGUGCGCUUGCCAAUGGGAUGCGGCGAACAAAACAUGAUCCUCUUUGUCCCCAACAUCCACGUGAUCGGCUACCUGGACGCGACCGGAGUCGAGAAUCCGGAGCUGAGAGCAAAAGCAGUCAGAAAUAUGGAGAAAGGAUACCAGCGAGAAUUGAUAUAUAGACAUCCGGACGGCUCGUACUCCGCAUUCGGUCCGGAAAGCUUGGAAGACGGUAGUUCGAUCUGGCUCACCGCAUUCGUGAUAAAAUCCUUCGCUCAAGCAAAGAGUAUAAUUCACAUCGAUGAACGAGAUUUGAAAAUUUCCGUAAAAUGGAUGGUGAAGAAGCAAUUGGAAAACGGAUGCUUCCCGGUGAUCGGCAGGGUAUUCCACAAAGAUAUGAAGGGUGGUUUGCAGGAUGACGACAGUUCUUCCUCGGCGUUAACGGCAUACAUCCUGAUCUCGCUCUUAGAAUCGGGCGUACCGUUAACUGCAUCACUCAUUAACAACGCUCUCCAUUGUCUGGAGAAAGGAAUGGAGGACGAUGGCGGUACGACGUACACGGCAGCUCUAUCCACUUAUGCGCUAACAUUAUUGGAGCAUCCAAAGGCGAACAACAGCAUGAAAUCGCUUAUGAAACGUGCCACGCGGAACAACGAUCUUCUCUGGUGGGAAGACAAGCAUAAACCGUCAUUAGGAUUGAGCAUUGAAAUGACAGCGUAUGCGGUGCUGUCGUUGGUGAAAUUAGGCGGCGAGACGAACAUGGUCGAGGCACUGAAGGCAGUCCGCUGGAUGUCGAAGCAACGCAACGCAGAGGGUGGUUUCACGUCCACUCAAGACACCGUGCUCGGUCUGGAGGCUCUCACGAAGUACGCCGCCGCGAUGUCGAGCAACACCACGGAUCUCUCGGUGCUCGUGACCGCCGGUGAAGUGGAUCAAGUUUACAGAAUGCACAAUGACAAUCGCAUGAUUCUCACGCAGAUUCGUCUGCCUGUGAUACCCACGAUAGUCGAAAUCUUCGCCGAGGGUGAAGGCUGCGUCCUAGUACAGAGCAAUAUAAAAUACAACGUUGCACAUGCAACCGGCUCCGAGGCUUUUGACCUCUCGGUUAAUGCAGCUUCCGCAACAUGGGUAGACGAAUGCUCGAUGCAAAAGAUCACAAUUUGCACGCGAUAUAAAAUGGCAGAUGGAGAAAGUAACAUGGCAUUACUGGAAAUUGGCAUGAUAAGCGGAUAUGUCCCGGAUCGCACGAGCCUCCAUUCAUUGUUGGAAGAUCCAGCCACGAAAGUAAAACGUUUUGAAGAGGAUCGCGGUAUUGUCACUAUUUACUUCGACAAAUUGAUUAAUCAAAAGACCUGUAUAUCGUUUACGGUGACCAGAGAAAAUAUAGUGGACAGACUCGAACCAGCGAAUGUAAAACUCUACGAUUACUAUCAACAGGAGUUGACAAUAUCUAGCAGCUACAGUUUUGCGCCGACUUGCAGCAGUGCCACUCCGAGCGAAGAAGCGGAGAUUCCGGUGCCGAUAGAAGUGCAACAAAUGGGCAAAGAUAUCGCGAAGAAGGACAUCGUGGAAAAGGAGGGAACAGUCGAAAUUGAAAAGGCAGCCGAAAUUCCGGAUGAUGGCAACGGAACUGUAGAGCAAAUAGUACCACAAAGAGAAGCUGGAAGCGGUCAAACACCGGACGAGCCAGACAUCAAUCUAAAUCCCGUGUUCGAUAGACUUGGACCUCCCAAUAUAGAUCUCGAGGAUAUGGAGGUACCGUUCUCGACUUUCAACAAGCCAAGUCAAGAUCCUUUCGCAACGGAUUUUGAAGGAAAUCCGCAUUUCGUCGUGGUUGAUCACGAGCUGGCGACUCCCGAAGGUAUCGAAGGGCCAGUGCCGGUUUCCGUGAAGCCUGAUAUCGCGUAUUUCGACGCUUAUCCGCUGAAUGUAACCAAUGAAACCGAUCAGAAAAUCGAAGCGGAUUUGAGCAACACACAAUUGCAAACAUUACCUUUCGGUUCGAACGAGUCCUGCCCUGUAUGCUCCGAUGAAUUACCGCCGAACAUCAAUGACCUUUAUUGCUCCGCCAGUAGUGUCGCGAAGGCGGCGAUCAGACGAUUGCGAAAGGCAAGAUUCCUAUUAGACAUGCAAUCGUCGCGCGAAAUCAAACGUCUGCAUUCGACGAUUGCAUUUGUGUUAAGACCCAAUUGUUCCUGUCCGCCUUUAGAUAACCCUGGAAGUCUAGCAUUGCUGAUGCACUUCGAGGACAGCGAGUUUGCUAAACGCUCGCAUAAUUGGUAUAUCUUAGAUGAACAGGUUUCUAUAUACGGACUACCAUCGAUCGGUGGUGUUCCACGUGAGAUAUUAGACGCUCGUGCAACGUGCGCGAAUCAAGAUAACAGCGCAUCUCUUAAUCUUCCUAUGGCUGACUGAUCUUCGGCAUUCCGCCAAGAAUAUACCGAAUGCGAAUAAUAGGACACGUCAUGUGUCAUAUUAUUUGAAAUAAUCGAGAAAUUUUCAGGCGCGUACAAAAAUUAAAUAUGCGAACUAUACUCGAACUAGGAUAAGAUUGACUCUGACUUGAACCACGAAAUCCGUCAUUAUACUUUGAUUCAUUAAUUGUAAUACGCUUUGCAUGUAACCUGGAGGUAAAUGUUACACAGGGUAUUUCAAUCAACAUAGGACACAUUCUGAAUUACACUCAUCUGUGAAUCUCUCUUCUCCUGCAUGUCACAUAUUUUGACAUCACGAACGCCAUAAGACGCGGAGUAUACGAUGGGAAAACAUAAUAUCUGAUAGUGUCAUACAGUGUCAUUUUUACAGCGAAGUUAUAUUACAUUUAUACCGUAACUCCCGUAAUUUUUGUGAAUAGCAAAUAAUUGACGAGUUAUUACAUAAACUGUGUAAAUAAUAAAACAGCGAUUUAUGACAUAAUAA